Emiliania huxleyi CCMP1516 is the source of this 3189-nucleotide messenger RNA. RefSeq lists its product as hypothetical. Gene Ontology annotation, molecular function: small GTPase binding; GTPase activator activity. Gene Ontology annotation, biological process: activation of GTPase activity; nucleocytoplasmic transport. The record is from RefSeq and is a predicted model, not a curated record. Gene Ontology annotation, cellular component: nucleus; cytosol; perinuclear region of cytoplasm. Lineage: Eukaryota; Haptophyta; Isochrysidales; Noelaerhabdaceae. The transcript has 3 exons. Bases 1 to 3189 code for a protein of 1062 amino acids.
AUGCAAGCGCACUUGAGGCCGUCUGACGGUCCUGGUCGCUUCAGCAACGCCACUACACCCCACGAGUGUCGCUCGUCUGGAAAGCGAGGGCCUCGUCUCCAGCCCGGCUGCGGCCGGGCACCUGGCGUCCACCACGGGCGUGCACAGAGGGUGCAGCGGUGGAAGAUCCCAACUCAUGUCAUCUACUCGCAGAACGCACGUGGGCUCAAGACCGACAGCGCUCUCACCGAGGCUAUCGACGCUCUCCGAUACCGCUCAGGCUUCUCUGCCGGGCUGCAGGAGACGUGGAGAACGGGCCUGGAGGAGAUUGAGGAGGACGGCUUCGUCUUCCUCGGCGCUGCACCCGCUGUACAGAACGGACGCGGCUCAAAAGGAGUCGGCAUCCUGCUCUCGCCACUGGCUGUCGCUGCGUGGCGAGCAGCUGGAGCCGUUGUGCACAACGACGUAGGCCCGCGGGUUAUCGCAGUGCGUAUGGAGGUUGAAGAUUCGGCUGGCAGGAAGCAGGGACUGUUUCAGGUGGCGUCGUAUGCGCCUAUCUCGACAGCCCCGGACACCGAAAAGGACGAAUAUGAGACCGCUCUCGCCUGUGUGCUCUCGCGACGGCAGUCCGGCGACAUUGUGAUUGUUUGUGCUGACACUAACGCGAGCAUCGGACGCGGCUGCCUUGGCGGCCAAAAUGUCAACUACGGUGCGGUCGGUUCUCAUGGUAUCGACUUUCUCAAUGACUCUGGGCGCCGCCUGCGCUCGUUCAUGGAGCUGCACGACCUUGCUGCACUGUCCUCGUUCUUCAAGAAGCCGUUUUACGGGACGUGGCUGCACCCGUGCAGUAAGCUGCAGAAGCAGCUGGAUCACAUCAUGAUCUCUCGAUGCGACUUGAAGAGAUUCACAGACGCCGGGGCAUGCUGUGGACAGUUGAUCGACAGCGACCACAGUGCUGUCUUCUGCAAGCUGCGCUUCACAGUGCGGCUUCGACGCAAACUGGAGCCGCGUGCUCAGCUCGCUCGACUCGACACCGCACCGUUGCUGAACCAGGACCAGGCGGUCCAGUUCGCUACGGAUGUGGUGAUGAGCCUCGGCACAUCCGACGCCUCGGCCGUAUCGUACUCAACACUGGCCAAGGCGGUGGAAAAGACCGCUGCCGAGACGCUCCCCAAGCGUGAGCGGCCUGCGCCGCUGUGGUUUGCGGCGAAGGAGGGCGUUUUGCGUGCCGUCAUCGCGAACCGCAACGCCACCUUCAACGCUCAUCAGCGGCAACCGACGGCGGACGCUGCCGCUCGAUAUCGAGAGGCGCGCUCACGCGUGCAGCUCGAAAUCAGGCGUGCCAAGUCGGAUUGGAUCCUCGGCAAAUGCACCGCCAUCAACGAUGGCAUCUGCGGCGCCACGGGAUCCGCGGCCGCCUGGGCGACCGUAAAGGUGCUCAAGGCUGGCCUCGCGCCGCCGCGCCGUGCACCACCGGCAAAGAUGAAAAAGGCCGAUGGCUCUCUCGCUGACACGCCAGAGGAGAAUGCGAGCGUCUUUGCCGACGCGUUCUCCCAGCUGUAUGGUCGAGAGGCGUCCUUCGACCCCUCGGUGCUCGACGACCUGCCGCAGAGGCCGGUCGCCGUUGGUCUUGACCACGUACCGUCGGACGACGAGAUUCAGCUGGCGACGAGCAAGCUGCACGCUACUGCUCCGGGCCCAUCAGGCCUGCAUGCACGGCUGUGGCAGGCUCUCGUGUCGACGAGCGACGGAUUUGGCUUCGUGAGACAUCUCGUGCAACACUUCUGGGAGACCGAAGAAGACUCCAUGUACGCCGACGACGCGGGCCUCGCCUUCUGCUCUCGGCGCGGCGUCGAGGUCGAGACGCCCAAGGUGGUCGCGCACUUCGCUCGCUGGGGCAUGGAGAUCCACGUCGGCAAGGACGGCUCCAACGGCGAGCCUCGCAAGGACUCGAAGUCGGAGGUGCUCUUCUGCGCGGCGGCGCCGACCUCGUACAACAACCCCGCCACCUACGACGGCGCCGACCUGUCCGACAUCAAGCUGCCCGGCGGCUACUUCAUGCCGUCGGUCAUUGCGAGUGGCGCCAUCGCUUUCAUUGACGCCGGUUGGAUAGUUGCAUACGCUGCGGCGGGUGGCGUCCUCAAGCCUCGACAAGAAGUUCCCAACGUGGCCUUCCUCUCGUUCAACGACCUUGUCUUGGCAACCAGACGAUCUCUGUGGGGACUACCCAUCAUCGCCCUUUCCUACCCGUGGCUGACCCAUGGCCACCCCGAUCCGGACGGCGCCAACCUCCGCCGCGUGGCAAAGGCGCUCAAGGCCCUCACAAGUACCGGCCAGCGGUUUGGCGUCUUCUGGGAUUUCCUUUCGCUGCACCAGCACCCCGAUCCCGCCAACGACCUCAUGCGCACCGAGGCGCAGAACGCGCUCUUCAAACAGGGCCUAGGCUGCCUUGGCACGCUCUAUUCGCAUCAGCACACGCUCGUGCUGCGACUACCCUCCUUCCCAGAGGGCUAUAAGAAGGACCUGGCCGACGACAAUAAUGUGAGCGAGUAUGCUGACCGUGGAUGGUGCGCUACCGAGUCAGCAUGGUCGAGCCUCACCAAAUGGUCGAACAAGUCGCUCGACCUCGGCCGGAUGAAAAGCAACUACCGCCUCUUUGCUUACCACAACCUCAUCAAGGAGUGCGCAAGGGGGGGCGGCCGGCGGCCACCAUUGUUGCCGCCACAGUUCACCGAGGAACUAGAGGAGAAGAGCUUCACCAAUGGCAAGGAAGACAAGCCGCUCGUAAAGGAGUUGUACGAGGCCUCCUUCAAGGAGCAGUUUGCGGAAGUGACCGUUUUGUACUAUGACUGGCUCCUCUGGGGCGACGCAGAGGCGGCGCAGCUGGCAGUGAUUUUCGCAAAUGGGUUCGCCCCGCGGCUGAAGAAGCUCAACCUCGAUGGCAACCAGAUUGGCGACGAGGGCUGCAAGGCGCUGGCCGUUGCCCUCGGCAAGGAGGGGGCCGCCCCGCGGCUCGAGGAGCUCGAUCUCAGCCACAACCGCAUUGGUGAUGAGGGGCUCAAGGCGCUGGCCAACGCCCUCGGUAAGGGGGCUGCCCCUCGGCUUGAGAAGCUCUCUCUCGAUUUCAACAAUAUUGGGCGCGAGGGGCUCGAGGCGCUGGCUGUCCUCCUCAAGGAGGGAACAGUCCCGCUGUUGAAGGCCGCGAACUGA